AUGGGGACCAGUGGCAAAAGGGAGCACAGCACCGUGCUCCACCUGCUCGCCGGAGGAUGUGGUGGCACAGCUGGAGCCAUCCUGACCUGUCCCCUGGAAGUGGUGAAGACACGUCUACAGUCAUCGCAACUGACACUGCGGCCUCUGUGCCUCUCAGAGAUACAGCUGCCGGGGAUGAGCGUGAGGCUGAUGAACCCCACCCCACCAUCUCCUGGAGUGCUCAAGCUGCUGAGGGCUAUCCUUGAGAAGGAAGGCAUGCGAUCCCUGUUCCGAGGUCUGGGUCCAAACCUUGUUGGGGUUGCUCCUUCCCGGGCUAUAUAUUUUGCUGCCUAUUCUGGUGUUAAGGAGAGGCUCAAUGCUGUCCUUGUACCGGAGUCCAAGAAAGUACACAUGCUAUCAGCAGCCUGUGCAGGCAUUACCUCUGCCACGCUUACCAACCCUAUCUGGUUAGUGAAAACCAGGAUGCAGCUGGAAGCCAGGGUGAAGGGGGAGAUGGCCAGCAACGCUCUUCAAUGUGCCAUGCACGUGUACCGCACUGAAGGCCUUCGUGGAUUUUACCGUGGUAUCACUGCCUCCUAUGCUGGAGUGUCAGAGACCAUCAUACACUUCGUCAUCUAUGAAGCACUGAAACAGCAGCUGAGAAACAGCCAUCAUUCCCUUUCCCCACCACUCACACUUUCACCAAACAGCCAUGAUUUCUUUGGACUAAUGGGAGCUGCUGCUGUCUCCAAAACAUGUGCUUCAUGCAUUGCAUAUCCACAUGAGGUCAUUCGGACACGGUUGCGAGAAGAAGGGUCACGAUACCGUUCCUUUAUACAGACUCUGCAGCUUGUGGUCCAUGAAGAGGGACCCUUGGCUUUAUACCGAGGGCUCCUGGCUCACUUGAUCCGCCAGAUCCCAAACACAGCUAUCAUGAUGGCUACCUAUGAACUCAUUGUACAUUUGGCCUCUUCCACCUUGUAAGCACACUGUAGCACCUGGCUGAGGCUGCUGUAGAGAUACAAGGACCUCAUGGUCCUGAGUCUUGGCCUUUUUCCAUGCUCCGAGAGGUGGUGCUUUUCAUCGCAUAUCAGAACUGGGUCAGGCAUAGCAUUCUCAGGACAUAAGACUAUUUUGUGCAAAGUUUUUGGCUCCAAUGUGCACAAUGUAGCCUUUCUUCUUUCUGGAGAAUUGAAUUAUUCUGGUGCUUUGAGAUGUCAGGGCACUGGUUUGACACUGCCUGCUGUAAGCUCCCUGUAUGAAACAAGGGCAUGGAACUUACUGGGAAGGAGACAAAGGAGAAGGCAUAAGAGCAUCUUAGACAGCCUCAGCGUGUUCACUUCUUUUGGACCCGGUAACAACCAUACGUGGGCACAAUGGAACAUGAAGACAGGCUAGAGCUGAGACAUCUGAGGGAACUGCAGCAAGCAGAGAUUUCGUGCUGAGACCUUUCGUGCCUUCAGAAGGGCUCUUCCACUCUCACCUGCUGUGCUGCCUUCCUGCCCCUAAGGAGGAUUUCUCACUCUUGGCUGCCAGCAAAUGCCCUCUCGCAGAAGCUUCCUUUGGGUCCUUAACGUUGCAGCCAUUGCCCCAAGAUGCGUCAGGCAGCUGACAGCCUCGUCUUGCAGGGUCUGAAUAACCAGACCAGGUAGAUCAAGGGAAGAAGCACAACCUGCUAUGAAGCUCUACCCUGACAACUCAUGCUGCUGGGCUCAUAGCCAUGCUUUGCCAGUAUCUGUUGUGCUUCCAUCCCCUCCAUUCCCAACAGAAAGAGGAGGACACCUCCUUCCCUCAGGAGUGCUGGGGCUGUUCUGCUGCAAGCUGGAACCCCUGGUGUGAAAAAUAACUCUUUUAUGCUGUUAAAGAAAGUGGAUCAGGUGAAAAGAUGGGUGAAGCUGAGGAUUUGACCUGUUUCUAUUGAUGAUACACUAAGUGGAUGGAAAAACCCUUGUUUUUCUUUUUUCUCUAAUCAAGAAUUCCGUUUGCUACAUGGGUUACGCUUGCCUGUCGCAGGCUGGGCUGCUUUCUGUUCCUCUGGGUUCCUAGCCCCGUGUCCUAGGGAAGGCUACAUUGUGUUUACAAAGAGUAUUUUGACUCUCAAAAAGGCAGGAGGUAGGGUCAGGGGUGAUGUGCUUUUCUUUUUCCAACACAUACGCUAAAAAAAUGUAACCCUUCCCCGACAUAAGGCAGUAAUUUCAGUAGGCACAUGCUCUGGACAAGCUCCAGUCUCACAGUAGAGGUUCCACUGACUGUUUCCUUCCCUGCUUGUACUGAAAAACUGCGGAAGCCCUGAACAGUUUAUUUGAAAUCCAUUUAUUUUAAAAUCCACUUUGUUUCCUCGUCCUUCUUACCUUCAUCCAUUUAGUUUAAGAGUAUCGACAAUUUUACAAAGCGACACAAGCUGCAGUGGUCUGGGUUGGUGUU
Molecule: messenger RNA, 2403 nt
Organism: Gavia stellata (red-throated loon)
Lineage: Eukaryota; Metazoa; Chordata; Aves; Gaviiformes; Gaviidae
Product: solute carrier family 25 member 36
Exons: 8
Coding region: 1-963 (320 amino acids)
Biological process (GO): pyrimidine nucleotide import into mitochondrion
Cellular component (GO): mitochondrion
Molecular function (GO): pyrimidine nucleotide transmembrane transporter activity
Source: RefSeq, a predicted model, not a curated record